Messenger RNA from Aspergillus caelatus, 1944 nucleotides. RefSeq lists its product as uncharacterized. Bases 1 to 1944 code for a protein of 647 amino acids. Gene Ontology annotation, biological process: regulation of DNA-templated transcription. The transcript is spliced from 4 exons. The record is from RefSeq and is a predicted model, not a curated record. NCBI's taxonomy places the organism in Eukaryota, Fungi, Ascomycota, Eurotiomycetes, Eurotiales, Aspergillaceae.
AUGUCGGGACUUGAAGUCGUCGGGGUCGCAGCAAGCCUCCUUCAGCUCGCAGACCUCGGGGCAAAGAUAUCAGUCAAGCUCUUUGGCUUCUAUCGCCACGCCAAGAACAUCAACCAGUCCAUGCAAAGUCUCUCUAGCGAAGUUGCGCUGACCUGCGCUAUUCUGCGUGAGCUUGGAGAAGUUUUGAGCCAAGAUGGAUCAUCAAAGCUUUGCUCCAAGGAGGCAUUUCGGACUGCGCAGCAAGUCCUCAACGAAUGCCAAAAAGUACUUCUGCAAUUACGAAAAAUGACAGAGAAUGCCAAUGAGCCCACAACAUCGCGUAUGCGUCGAGCUACGGGGACCAUCAAGAAUGUCUUUCUUGAGCCAAACGUCGAUCCCUUGAAAGAAAAUCUAGAGAGGCUCAAGUCGACAAUGCUUCUCCUCCUCAACGUGAUAAUGUACGCGGCAGAAGUACGCCAACAUACCUUCCCAACAAAACUGCAAGAUCAGCGUACUGUGAUAGAAGGUCUUCUUGAAGAAAGGGUCAACCAUGGCCAAGAGGCAAACCACACUCGCAGGAUCUACAAAGCAGAGGCGAAGAACGACGACGAUGGCCAUUUCUCUGCUACAGUCAGCCAAGGUGUAUCCAGUCAAAAGGUUCGUGGAAAAGUCAAUCGCGAUGGACAAGAUGAGCUUCAGGUGUACGACCAGCUCAUCCGACAAAUGCUCUUUGAAGUCGAUAUAUGUAAAGAAGAACUAGAAAGGGACCGUGGUUUGAGAAUCCGAGAUGGUGUCUUGAGUAUACAUGCCAGCGAAGUAGUUCGCUAUCAGUUGACACACGGUCCCUCUGUCAUUCAGAGACUCGACGUCUCAGGGUUUCAGAAUCAAACCAAAGAUAAACAUGCAUUUCCCAAUGCCGAGACUCAGACUUCGGAGAUGCGACGCAAAUCUGAGAGCCUCCAAUAUUCUCAUUCCACAACAUCCGCAGGAACCGGGUCGACCGCUCGGCCUUCAAUGUCCAAGCCUGUGUCUAACUCUAUGCGCUUUCAGUUCGAUGACAUGGACACAGAUGAGGCUAAUGAAACAGGAUCGACCGACUCCGAAGACACCAACAAAGUGGCUGAAAUUAGAUCUCCCGCUAGUGAUGAUUCCUUGAUGUCUAACGAUACAGGGCAGACAAAAUAUCCAGAUCGCUUGGCAGACGAAAUUCUUGGAAAAUGUGCCGAAGAAGAUGCGAAACGAGCUUCUCAACGGCCUCAGACAAAGGGUUGGAGGACUUGGGGCUUUUUUAGCUCUGGACACAAAGACACUAAAAACAAGCCCGUACGCGCCGCAUUGGGCGAGGAGAAUUCAUUCUUCUAUGAUACAAAGUUGAAAAGAUGGGUCAAGAGAAAUUUUCAGCACAGCUCCACUGUCAAAUACACGGACUUGCCCGUUCAUGAAGACUUGAUCAGCGAUUUGAUAGGGCCCAACCCAUCACGUAAAGAAAGGGGGCAAAAGAGCGUAAGACGCAAUAACAAGAGCCGCUAUGUCGAUUAUCUCUCCGAUAUUCAAACCAGCGAUAUACAUUCAACCUCAAUCACAGCUCCUUCCGUACCUUCGACUAGUCAUGAUAGCGUCCAUUCUGGGCCCAGCAGCGUACCUGCGAUGGACUCGUUCGGGAUUACUGGUCAGCAUGUAGCAGAAGGCACGACUCUCCAAGACCCGCCACCAACUAGGGGCUCAUACCCGUCGAAUACGGACAUUCCUGUUGGAAUUACUACUCCAACAAUUUUAUCCGAUGGCAAGGUCAAUGAACUAGACGCCUGGUCUGACAAUGAGUUUGACAAAACACCCCCGCCUUCGGACCUGGACGAUUGGUCAUUCGAAGAUUUCUCCGCAUUGGAUAGCGGCAUGGCUCUCCCGACCAAGUUUGCGACUCUAGUAUCGCAUUGGACAACUUUGAGGACAGACGAGGUCAGAUAG